Molecule: messenger RNA, 2417 nt
Organism: Lagenorhynchus albirostris (white-beaked dolphin)
Lineage: Eukaryota; Metazoa; Chordata; Mammalia; Artiodactyla; Delphinidae
Product: tyrosine-protein phosphatase non-receptor type 11-like
Exons: 14
Coding region: 4-1872 (622 amino acids)
Biological process (GO): protein dephosphorylation
Molecular function (GO): protein tyrosine phosphatase activity
Source: RefSeq, a predicted model, not a curated record
GACAUGACCUCGCGCAGGUGGUUUCAUCCCAACACCGGCGGGGCUGAGGCGGAGCGGCUGCUCCUGUCCAAGGGCCGGCACGGGAGCUUCCUGGCAAGACCCAGCAAGAGCCGCCCGGGGGGCUUCACGCUAUCCGUCAGGCGCCACGACGAGGUGACCCACAUCAAGAUCCAGAACACAGGCGGCUACUAUGACCUGUACGGAGGAGAGAAGUUCGCGACGCUGGCCGAGCUGGUGCAGCACUACACAGGCCAGCGCGGGGCGCUGCUCCGAGAGCGUGGCGGGGCCCCCGUGGAGCUCUGGCACCCGCUGAGCUGCCAGGACCCCACGUCGGAACGGUGGUACCACGGGCACCUGUCUGGCAAGGAGGCCGAGAAGCUGCUGAUGCAGAAGGGGCGUCCGGGCAGCUUCCUGGUUCGGGAGAGUCAGAGCAAACCUGGGGACUUCGUGCUGUCAGUGCUCACACAGCAGCUGGACAGGGCGGACCGCCAGGCACGCGUCACCCAUGUCAUGAUACACUUCCAGCCAGAUGGGAAGUACGAUGUGGGAGGCGGCGAGAGGUUUGACACCCUGGGAGAUCUGGUGGAAUGCUACAGGAAGAACCCUCUGGUGGAGAGGUCGGGGACCGUCGUGCACCUCCAGCAGCCCCUCAAGACCACGAGAAUCAGCGCCACAAGCAUUGAGAGCCGUGUGCGGGAGCUCAACGAGGCCAUGGAUGCCAGCGAGAAGGCCAAGCAGGGCUUCUGGGAGGAGUUCGAGAUGCUGCAGCAGCAGGAAUGCCAGCUCCUGUAUCCCCGGAAAGAGGGCCAGCGGCUGGAGAACAAGCCCAAGAACCGACACAAGAACAUCCUCCCCUUUGAUAGCACCCGUGUCAUCCUGCGUGAUGUGGAGGACAGCGCGCCUGGAGCCGACUACAUCAACGCCAACUACAUCAGGAGUGACCCAGAGGAGAAGCCAGGCCACGGACCAGGCAAGGUGUACAUCGCCACCCAGGGCUGUCUGCCAACUACGGCGGCUGCCUUCUGGGCCAUGGUGCACCAGGAGAACACGCGUGUCAUCGUCAUGACCACCAGAGAGGUGGAGCGAGGCCGGAACAAGUGUUUCCGAUACUGGCCAGAGCUGCACGGCAGCCAAGCGUAUGGCCGCCUGCGUGUGUGCAACGUUGCUGAGCACCAGGCCCAGGGCUAUUGUGUGAGGGAGCUGCAGGUGUGGCGGGCAGACCAGGAGGAGUCACCGCGCACAGUGGCGCACUGCCAGUACUUCGGCUGGCCGGACCACGGAGUCCCGGCCGAGCCCACCGGCGUCCUUGGCUUCCUGGACGAGGUGAACCGGGCCCAGAGCGGCAUGCCGGGGGCCGGACCCAUGGUAGUGCACUGCAGCGCCGGCAUCGGACGCACCGGCACAAUCAUUGUGAUUGACAUCCUGGUGGACGUCAUUCGCAGGCAGGGGCUGGACUGCGACAUCGACGUCCCCAAGACGAUCCAGCAUGUGCGGCGGCAGCGCUCGGGGAUGGUGCAGACCGAGGCGCAGUACAAGUUCGUGUACCUGGCGCUGCAGCGGUACAUCCGGGGCGAGCAGCUACGCCUGCGCGAGCAGCACCCCGGAGGCCUCCGGCCACGUGUACGAGAACCUGCUGCGCCUCCGGCCGUGAGGGCCCCGAGUGCGCGCGCCCCGAUUGGGGCUGGAGCUGUGCGAGAAGGCGGGAGCCCAGCAAGGCCGGCCCUCGCGUUCCUCCAAAGGACUGUGUUUAGGAUUGUGCAGACCGGCGCCCAGCCCAGAGCGUUGCGGGGUUGGGGGGCGGGGGUCCCGGGUCUGCCGCUCAGACCCUCCCUGACCAGGUCUGCACGUCCAGAAAUGGUGAGGGAAGGUUAGGAGAUCCGGUGUCCCUGCCCCUCCUGGAGGAGGGGAGGCAGGGCUGCAGGGCUGCGGUUUGUCUCAGUGUGGGAGGCCACCAGUGACCACCUGCACGGCGCAGUGACGAUGUGUGACCUUUUGUGUGCCACACGUUUGAGUGUCAGCCUGUAUGUGGAACACGAGUGACCAGCAAGUGAGUGCCAGUCCGUGGUCACCAGCGUUUGUGCCCCUCGCCCCUGCAUCCUGCAUGCUCCCCACCCCUUCCAAGCUGCUUCUCAGCCCUGCCCACAGCCGUGGUCUAGGAUGUGGGCCAGGCAGUGGCUCCGUCCCUGCCGUGUCCAGGCCUAGCCCAGACCGUCACGUUGCUGUCACGAGUGGACACGUGUUUGUUGAAUGAGAGAAUAUGUGACGUGCUCGUGUGACCACGGAGACGAGGGCGAGGCUCCAUGUGUGCCUGGCUGGUUUGUGAUGGUGUGAUGUCACUGGCCUGUGGUCCACGGCUGCACCCUCCCAUCAUGGAUGUCCCUGUGGCUUUGUGGUCUCAGUAAAAUGCCUUCUUCUCA